Messenger RNA from Penaeus indicus, 1969 nucleotides. RefSeq names its product plasmanylethanolamine desaturase 1-like (gene Kua). The coding region runs from base 700 to 1563 and encodes 287 amino acids. Gene Ontology annotation, molecular function: oxidoreductase activity. The transcript is spliced from 5 exons. NCBI's taxonomy places the organism in Eukaryota, Metazoa, Arthropoda, Malacostraca, Decapoda, Penaeidae. The record is from RefSeq and is a predicted model, not a curated record.
UCUUAGUUGGCCCGCUGUGAUGGCAAGCCCCACGUGUGCCUCCUGUGAGCUCACGCCUGUGCAUUCUCCCCGUGGCCUUCCUCUGUGAAAGUCCCCCUCGAGGUUUGGCACUUGAGGUUUGGCACUCUGCGUUAGUGGAGGAAGGAAGGGUAAUCAUUCUGGAUCAAACUAAAUUCCCGAGGGUUAGUGUGUGUUGUUACAGGACGUGGAGUGCAGGCCGCUCCCCGACAGACUGGCGUUUUGACAGGAAAGGCGAGAGAAAAGGAGGACAAAGGCGUUCCCCUCCUUACCUGAGUGCCGAGGGAGUGACGUCAGGCCGAGCCCCAGAGUAGCAUAUCUUGAAUUUCCACCCUGCAGAGGAGACGCCAGUGGAUGUGGGUAUCUCAGAUAAGCCGAGAGAGGAGGGGCGUGUGAGUCACCAGUGUGGGUGGGGAGGCAAAUUACUCCCCAAGAGAGAGAAAGAGAGAGGGGCAGUGUGAGCCAGGGGAGCGGGGCGUCGACUCCCACCACAGGGCCCUCUCGCCACUCGUCCUACGCACUUCUCACUCGUCCUGGGGGAUCUCUGGUCGUGUCCUGCCCUCCUUCCGCGUGGGGUAUCUCGGCAAGAGGCACCGGGGACGGAAAAUGAGCCGCGAGUGAGGGGAAAAAGUGUCUUUUGUGAGAGAGUGAAGGUUGGACGUCCACUCAGUGCAGGGGAAGAUGGCGACGUCCGUGCUGAGUCCGGUCAAGACGGAGGACCAGAUCCUGCAGGAUUCCAUGCUCGAGGAUGAUCCUAAUGACAAUUCGGCCACCAACGAGGAGGAGAAGACCAAGCCUCGCUGGGGGCCAUACCACAAGGGAGCCAAAGAGCUGGCCAGCCUGUACAGCAAAGGGAAACGCAUGCAAGAAAUCAUUUGCAUAUGCAUCUGCAUUACCUUGAUGGUCGUCAACAUGUACUUCAUGGCCAUGCACUUCAGGGUGGAGAAAGUGACGACCAUCUUCCUUGUCGCGUUAGCAGGGAUCUUCACCGCGGACUUCGCCUCUGGCCUCGUCCACUGGGCUGCAGACACCUGGGGCUCUGUCGAACUUCCGCUCUUGGGCAAGAACUUCAUUCGUCCCUUCCGUGAGCACCACAUCGACCCCACGUCAAUCACGCGCCACGACUUCAUAGAAACCAACGGGGACAACUUCAUGCUCACGCUCCCGGGUCUGAUGUCCAUGACCUGGAACUUCUGCACCAAGACCAACGAGCAGAUCCAGGCCAAUUACUAUUGGUUCUCGUACCUGUAUCUCUUGGCGAUUUUUGUGUCUUUAACGAAUCAGAUCCACAAAUGGUCACACACAUACUUCGGCCUCCCACGCUGGGUCACCAUAUUGCAGGACCUGCACAUCAUCCUGCCAAAGAGGCAUCACCGCAUCCACCACGUCGCACCACACGAGACUUACUUCUGCAUAACGACCGGAUGGCUCAACUACCCCUUAGAGAAGCUCAAGUUCUGGAUCUCGUUAGAGUACUUGAUUGAGAAGGUCACCGGCUGCAAACCCCGAGCAGACGACUUCAAGUGGGCACAGAAGAGAGAGUGAAGUCGGAGAGGAGGAAGGGAGGCGAAGGCGGCUGGGAGAGAGAGAGAGAAAUUGGUGGUUUAGGUUUUCAUUCGGAAAAGAGUGUCGAACGAUGGAACAUGGCACAAAUAUAGAGAAUAGAUGUAUAGGAAAGAGAGAGAUAUAUUUAUGUAUAGGGAGAGAAAUGGAGAAAGAAAGGGAUGUAGCACAAAAUAGAAUAAGAGAAAGCAAGUCUUUUGAAUGGAAAAAGGAUUCUAACAAGUGAUGCCUGGAUAGUACUGAAAAUCAUUUUAUAACUUAAAUACGAAGUUGGAAAAAGAGGAGAAAAGGGAGAAAGACAGAGAAAAGCAGAAAAAAACGGUUAAGAAAACAACUAAAAUGAUAUUUAAAAAAGAAAAAAAAAGGAAAUGUCAUCCUAUCAUAUAAA